AUGAUGAAGUGGUCGGUUGAGCUAUCAGAAUUCUCCAUCAAGUAUGAGCCGAAAGAAGCAAUCAAGGCUCAGGCUUUAGCCGAUUUCCUAAUAGAAUUGACUUCUCCCGUUGAGGAGGGUAGUGUCGAAGAAACCCAAUGGAUUGUAUCAAUGGACGGUGCUUCGAAUCUCGAAGGAAGUGGAGCAGGAAUUGUCUUGGAAGGUCCCGGGGGCAUAUUGUUGGAGAAGUCACUACGCUUUGAGUUCCGAGCGAGCAAUAAUCAAGCAGAGUACGAGGCAUUGUUGGCAGGAAUGGUUUUGGCAAAGGAGAUAGGGGCGACAAGCUUGUCAGCUAGGAGCGACUCUCAGCUAAUCACCGGACAAGUGGCUAGAACUUUUCAGGCAAAGGACCCUCAAUUGGCCAAGUACUUGGAAAAGGUUAAACUCCUAUCAGAAAAUUUCUGA
Molecule: messenger RNA, 444 nt
Organism: Cajanus cajan (pigeon pea)
Lineage: Eukaryota; Viridiplantae; Streptophyta; Magnoliopsida; Fabales; Fabaceae
Molecular function (GO): RNA-DNA hybrid ribonuclease activity; nucleic acid binding
Source: RefSeq, a predicted model, not a curated record